Messenger RNA from Rotaria sp. Silwood1, 4431 nucleotides. NCBI's taxonomy places the organism in Eukaryota, Metazoa, Rotifera, Eurotatoria, Philodinida, Philodinidae. The record is from the annotation of a GenBank genome assembly.
AUGUCUCAAACAAAUGCAUUUUCUUUUGUUGAAAAUGUUAAUCAAUUUCGUCCCGAUGGUAAAACAAUUAGAUCAGACAGAUUUAAUUUAGAAACGCUUUUUGAUUUUUCAACUUUACAACCAAGAGUUCAAACACAUCUUAAAAAUGUUUAUACUAGUUUAUUAAUUACUACAGUAUGUGCUGCAAUAGGUGUUUAUUUACCUAUGAUAGGUUGGCUUAAUUAUCCUCGUUUGGCUAUAUUUGCAUCCAUAAUAACAAGUAUUUGGCUUUUUACGAUCGAUUUUAAUGCUCGUACACAAAUAAAAUGUUUUGGAUUAAUGUCAACAACAGCUUUAUUCAUUGGUAUUUAUUUAAGUCCAUUAAUCAAUUUAGCUAUUCAUGUUGAUCCACAAAUUGUUAUAACAGCAUUUUUAUUGACAACAAUUAUUUUUAUUUGUUUUACACUUAGCGCAUUACUUACACGAAAACGAACAUAUUUAUAUUUAGGAGGUUUACUUGGUACAGGUACAUCAGUUAUGCUUUUACUUAGUUUAAUGAAUUUAUUUGGACAAUCACAACUUAUUUUUAAUGUUAAUCUUUAUCUUGGUUUAUUUAUUGCAUGUGGUUAUAUUUUGUAUGAUACUCAAUUAAUUGUUGAACGAGCUGUUCAAGGUGAUAUGAAUUAUGUUAAGUCGGAAUUUAGUACGAAAAAAGUUCGAAAGGAUAAUAACAAUUCGAAAAAGAAUCGUUCAUCAACAGCAUCACAUCCAUCACUUGUAGAUGAAACAGAAAAACAAAUGGAGAUGCAAUUAAUAGAUUCAUCACCUCCAUCACCUGAGAUAAGACAGCCUAAUAAGAUGCCGUUUAGAAAAAAAUCAUCGGCAAAAGCAACUGAUGGUGGUGAUUCAUCAAUGUUUGAUCUAACGGUUAAUCAAUUAAUAGAAUUAAUGGAAUUACAUGGAAAAGAUUUAAUUGAAAAAUUAAAUUCACCUCCAUAUAAUGGUGUUAAAGGAAUUUUAGAAAAAUUAAAAGUGAAUGGUAAUAAAGGACUUGAUUCAAUUAAUCAAGAAGAUCUUGAACAACGUCGUGCAAUCUAUGGAAGAAAUGAAAUACCACCAAAACCAAUGAAAUCAUUUUUAAAAUUAUGUUGGGAGGCACUUCAUGAUAUGUUAUUAGUUAUAUUAUUAGUCUGUGCUGUCGUUUCAAUCGGUCUUUCAUUUUAUGAACCACCCCACCCCAAAGAUCAAGUUAAAGAAAAAGAACCAAAUCUUGAAUGGAUUGAAGGUGUUGCAAUUCUUGUUGCUGUUCUUGUCGUCGUAUUCGUUACUGCAUUUAAUGAUUGGCGAAAAGAACGACAAUUUCGUGGUUUACAAAAUAAAAUUGAAAAAGAUCAAAAAGCAUCUGUUGUACGAGAUGAUCAUAUACAACAAAUACCUGUUACAGACCUUGUUGUUGGUGAUCUAUGCUUUAUUAAAUAUGGUGAUCUUUUACCAGCUGAUGGAGUUUUAGUUCAAUCAAGUGACAUUAAAAUCGAUGAAUCUUCUUUAACAGGAGAAACAGAUUUAAUAAAAAAAGGUGAAGAUGGAGAUGUUGGAUUAUCAUCAGGUACACAAGUUAUGGAAGGUAGUGGUAGAAUGAUAGUUCUUGGUGUUGGACUUAAUUCUCAAGUUGGAAGAAUAAUGAGUUUACUUGGUGCAACAGGAGAAGAAAAAAAAACAAAAGUUAAAAAAAAUGAUAGAAAAUCUAAAACAACAACGUUAUCAACACCAAAAACUCCAUCUGAUUUACCAAAAGAAAAUGUAUAUAUUGAAGAUGAAACAAAACUAGGAACAUCAGUAACAUCUGAAAAACAAUCAUCUGCAGAUAGUAAAAAACAAUCUAAAAAACAGAAAAAAAAAGAUGUACCUGUACCAACUGAAGAUACAGAAGAUGAUGAUAUUGAAUCAGCUGAUGCUAAACAUAAAUCGGUUCUUCAAUCGAAAUUAACUACUCUAGCUUUAUUUAUUGGUUAUAUUGGUAUGGCGGCUGCUACUUUAACAUUAAUUUGUUUGAUCGUUCGUUAUUGUAUUACAACUUAUGUCAUUAAUAAACAAAAAGCUUCAGGAACUGAUGUCGGUUAUUUUAUUUCAUUUCUUAUUCAAGCUAUUACAGUCGUCGUUGUUUCAGUACCAGAAGGUCUUCCAUUGGCUGUAACACUUGCUCUUGCUUAUGCUGUUCGAAAAAUGAUGACAGAUAAUAAUCUUGUUCGACAUUUAAAUGCUUGUGAAACAAUGGGAAAUGCAUCAACAAUAUGUUCAGAUAAAACAGGAACAUUAACAACGAAUCGUAUGACUGUUGUACAAUCCUAUAUUACUGGAAAACAUAGUGAACAAUUACCAAAAGCAGAAGAAAUGAAUCAAGAAGUAUUACCAUUACUUUUUGAAGCUAUAUCUGUUAAUACAAAUUAUACAUCAAAAAUAGAGGAAUCAAAAAAAGAUGAUGGUGGUUUACCAAAACAAAUUGGUAACAAAACUGAAUGUGCUUUAUUAGGUUUAGUACAGCAAUGGGGUGGAUCAUAUGACAGAAUUCGUCAGGAUAUUCCUGAACAAAAACUCGUUAAAGUGUAUACAUUUAAUUCUGCACGUAAAAUGAUGAGUACAAUUAUUCAACGUAAUGAUGGUUAUAGAGUUUAUACAAAAGGUGCAUCAGAAAUGGUUUUAACGAAAUGUAAAUCGAUUAUUAAUGAAAAUAAUCAAUUAAAAGAAUUAAAUGAUAAUGAAAAAAAUCGUUUAACACAAGAGGUUAUUGAAAAUAUGGCAAAUAAUGGCUUGAGAACAAUUUGUAUUGCUUAUAAAGACCUUGGAAAAGAACAACAAGAUUGGGAAAAUGAAGAUAACAUCGUUAAUGAUUUAAUUUGUAUUGCAAUUGUUGGUAUUGAAGAUCCUGUUCGCAGCGAAGUACCAGAAGCUAUUCAAAAAUGUCAACGAGCAGGUGUUGUUGUUCGAAUGGUAACAGGUGAUAAUAUAAUGACAGCUCGUUCCAUAGCAACAAAAUGUGGUAUAAUCAAACCCAAUGAAGAUUUUCUUAUACUUGACGGAAAAGAAUUCAAUAAACGUAUUAGAGAUUCAUCUGGAAAAAUUUCACAAAAAAAACUUGAUGAAGUUUGGCCAAAAUUACGCGUUUUAGCACGUUCAUCACCUCAAGAUAAGUAUAAUUUAGUUAAUGGUAUUGUUGAAAGUCAUGUAACAGAGCAUCGUGAAGUAGUUGCUGUUACUGGUGAUGGUACAAACGAUGGACCGGCACUUACACGUGCUGAUGUUGGAUUUGCUAUGGGUAUUCAAGGAACAGAUGUAGCAAAACAAGCAUCCGAUAUAAUCUUAACUGAUGAUAAUUUUUCAUCGAUUGUCAAAGCUAUGAUGUGGGGAAGAAAUGUUUAUGACUGUAUUGCAAAAUUUCUUCAAUUUCAAUUAACAGCUAAUUUAUCAGCUGGUUUGAUUUCUGUUAUAUCAGCUGCAGCUAUUAGUUGCGUACCAUUACGAGCUGUACAAAUGCUUUGGGUUAAUCUUGUUAUGGAUACAUUAGCAUCACUUGCUCUUGCAACAGAACCACCGACAGAAGAAUUAUUAAAUCGAAAACCAUAUGGACGAACAAAAUCAAUAAUAUCACCAUUAAUGUUACGAAAUAUUCUAGGACAAUCAUUUUAUCAACUUGUUAUUAUGUUUGUUAUACUUUAUGCUGGACAAUAUUUCUUAGAUGUUGAACCAACAGUUCAGCAAGUUCAAAAUGAUCCACAUGUAGCUAAAGAAUUAAGUGAACAAUUUACAUUAGUAUUUAAUGCAUUUGUGUUAAUGACUUUAUUCAAUGAAAUUAAUUCAAGAAAAUUGCAUGGAGAAAGAAAUGUAUUUAAAGGAAUUUUUCGAAAUCCAUUUUUUUAUUGUAUUUGGAUUUUUUGUUUUAUUGCACAAAUUUUAAUUGUCACAUUUGGUGGUCGAGUAUUUAGUUGUGCACCAUUGAAUAUUAAACAAUGGGCAUGGAGUUUAGGUUUUGGUGCUGGAUCACUUUUAUGGCAACAGAUAAUAUUAUUUAUCCCAACUGAACCAUUUGGUCGAUGCUUUUCAGCAAUGUAUCGUAUUUGUUGUCCAUGUUGUUAUAAAAGGCAACAAAAGAAGCAUGCUGACAAAGAAGCUAUUCGAAAAUCAAUCGAAGCGGCUCAAGCACGACGAAUAUCAAGAUUUAGUGAUGGUGAAUAUAUGCCAUAUAGUACAAUUGUUCAAUUAACAAAUGCAACUGUUGUUGCUGAACCACCACAUACGAUUGCUAAAUUUAUGCUUCGAAAAAGUGUUGAUCGACUUAAUACAGAGUUUCGUGUUAUUAAUGAAUUUCGCUCACGACUUGAAGAACUUAAAGAUAUAAAACAUGAAGAAGUUAUUGAACAUAAACGUAAUAGUCGAGCCAAUAUUCUUGAAGAAUAA